Musca domestica (house fly) is the source of this 981-nucleotide messenger RNA. RefSeq lists its product as uncharacterized. The record is from RefSeq and is a predicted model, not a curated record. Bases 124 to 795 code for a protein of 223 amino acids. Lineage: Eukaryota; Metazoa; Arthropoda; Insecta; Diptera; Muscidae. The transcript has 2 exons.
UUCCUUCAUUCGCGACUAUCUUUAAAUUGUCGUCGGCCAAGACAUCUGCCUUACCUUCGCUCGUUUCACAUAGUUGCUUAGAGAUAAAUAAAAAAUUUAAAUAUAAAUAUACAAACAAUUAAAAUGAGUAUUAACUGGAUUAAAAUAACAGAUAGGGCCCGAGAAGGCAUUAAAAUUAUCAACUCCUUGCCGUACAACACCUUCAGCACCGUUCUUCAAUAUGUUCAUCGGCAAAUGUUGACCACAGUAGCUGGCGGAGAUUCCAAAGGGGAAAAUGCCUCCUCUACUGCGGAAAAUGAAAAUGCCCUGGAGGAAUUGGAACGAUUGGUUGGGGUGCCACGUCCAGAUUUCUUGCUAUUGAUUAAAACCUUUUCUUAUAUAUUGCGACGCACCAGCACUUACAUUAUAAAACCUUCCCUAUUACAAGCUGAAUUAAGGGAUAAGCUACAGCUGCAGGAUGAAGCAAAAAUCGAUGCCAUAGUUCGCCUAUGGGUGCGUCAAACAACUCCGAUUAUGAAUAAUUUAGCUAGAGAUUGUUAUGAAUCGAAUGAAAUUGCUGAUGUGGCUUGGAAAUUGAAUGUCGAAAUCUCAUCACAUUGUCAGCAACGGGAGAAGACAGCAUUGGCAGUGCUCCAAUUGAAGACGGGUGCGGGGGAGGAUAUUAAUCUGGAAAUGAAUCACGAUGAACUCUUGCAAUUGUAUCAACAAUUUGAAUGCAUACAAAAUGAACUGGAUGCCAUGAAUGCUCAACCCAAAACCACGAAAGCUACCGUGGCCAAACCGGCACAAGUUUAGAUGUGAAAAUAAACUAGACGGAUGGUCACAUCAGUAUUUUAUUAUUAGGAUAUAUAGAAUAGUUAUAUGUGUAGGUAUAGGUAUUUAGUGGUUUGCUAUUACAAUUUGUUACAUGUUUGAAUUUUUUAGCGAAAUAAAAAAAAACGCUACAUGUUUAGCUUUGCAUAAAUUAUUAAUUAAAAAUAA